AAAAUUUCUCUUUCAAAAAAAAAAUAUAUUAAAAUUUUAAAGCAAAUGUAGUGCAGUGACACCUUAAAAAAAACGUUCUUCAUUUUUCAAAACUCAAUCCAAAUUGGUUUCCUAGUUUUAAAUUACAAAACUGAUAACGAUAUUCGAUUUUCCAACGCUUUCUUGCAUUCCAAACACGUUUCUCCUCUUUCCCUCCAUCAGCCGACGACGACGAUAGUAAGAACCUCGUGCGACAUUGCCGGUCUACCACCUCCAUCCGCCGCCGUACUCCGUUCCCACCACACACACGCUGACAUCGUUGUAGGGCAUCUCCAUCUCUCUUCAGUCCCCUCCUAGCUGUGCGCCUGGUCGUACUCCCAACUCCAGAUUUACCUCUCCUCUGCCAUCAGCCACAACAUAAGGGAACGGAAGUAGCUGUAUUUGAUGCAUUUGAUGCUCAAAAACUGUCAAAGAUGAAGCUCUGGGUUCAAGUUCAUGGAAUUCUAAUUUUUUGCUCCGAAAAUGAUUGGGCCUUCACCUGGUUUUCAAGGGAUGCUGUUGCCCAUCUUCCAUACCCGCAUUCUGACUCUGAAUUCACCUUCCCUUGUUUGGUUAAAGUCUUGGGCUAGUGCUGCACUUAGCCUGUUGGAAUCCAACCCCAUAAAUGAAUUGACAAAUGAAGCUCGAAACUCUCCAAGUCAGCCUCAAGAAAGGUUAUGCAGAGGACCUGGAAGGUUAACUGGAACAAGGCAUAGUUUAGAGAGAAGUGAGAAGAAGGUAAGAAAAAGAUCUGUAAAAUUUGAGAGCCAUGAGAGACUAAGAAGGUUUUCUAUGCUGCUACGCACGAGUGCUUCAAAAGGAUCUUUGAAUCAUGGCAAGGCGAUUCAUGGGCAGGUGAUCAAAUAUGGGAUGGACCCGGAUUCUCAUGUAUGGAUCUCGUUGGUUAAUGUUUAUGCUAAAUGUGGGGAUAGGGUGUAUGCACGGCAAGUGUUUGCUGAAAUGCCAGAGCGAGAUGUUGUGUCUUGGACUGCUUUGAUACAGGGGUCUGUAGCUGAAGGGUAUGGAAUUGAUGGUGUUCUUCUGUUAUCCGAGAUGAAGAAGGAUGGCAUAAGACCAAAUGAGUUCACUUUGGCCACUGGUUUGAAAGCUUGCUCUCUUUGCUUAGAAUUAGAUUUCGGGAAACAAUUGCAUUCUGAAUCUCUUAAAGCUGGAUAUUUCUCGGAUUUGUUUGUAGGAUCCUCACUUGUUGACCUUUAUACAAAAUGUGGUGCAAUGGAACUUGCAGAUAGUGUGUUCUUUUGCAUGCCCGAGCAGAAUGCUGUAUCGUGGAAUGCACUGCUUAGUGGAUAUGCUGAGAAAGGAGAUUCACAAGAGGUUUUGAAAUUAUUCUGCAGAAUGAGGCAAUUAAAAAAUGUGUUAAACAAUUAUAUUUUGUCUGCCGUUUUAAGGGGGUGUACAAAUGGGGGAAACUUAAGACAAGGGCAGGUCUUGCAUUCUCUGGCCUUAAAAGUUGGGUGUGAAUUUGAUGAAUUUCUGGGUUGUAAUCUUGUUUAUAUGUAUUCAAAAUGUGGGCUAGCAACAGAUGCCUUAAAAGUGUUUGUGAGGAUCAAAAAUCCUGACAUAGUAGCCUGUAGUGCAAUGAUUACUUGCUUUGGUCAGCAAAAGCAGUGGCAAGAAGCUGCUCAUCUAUUUCGUCUAAUGAGAUGUAUAGGCAUUCUGGGAAAUCAUUUUAGUUUCUCGAGUAUUCUUAGCUCUGCCACUGAUAUGGGAGACCUGCAGUAUGGUGAAAGCAUCCAUGCUUGUGUUUGGAAAUCUGCAUUUCAAUACGAUCUAACAGUCAGUAAUGCUCUGAUCACAAUGUAUGCUAAAAUUGGAUGCGUGCAAGAUGCCAUUCGGGUAUUUGAAGCUAUAAAAGAUUGUGACUUAGUUUCAUGGAAUGCUCUUUUAUCCGGAUUCCAUGAUUAUGAAAAUUGCAAUCUAGGACCAAGAAUGUUUCGCCAGAUGCUUGUUGAAGGUUUCAAGCCCAACAUGUACACAUUUAUAAGCAUUUUAAGGUCUUGUUCCAGCCUCCUGGAUGUAGGUCUAGGGAAACAAAUCCAUGCCCAUUCCAUCAAAAACAGUCUUCAUGACAAUGUUUUCAUUGGAACAGCUCUCAUUGAUAUGUAUGCUAAAACCAGGUGCUUGAAAGAUGCAAAUUUAGCUUUUAGUAGACUGCCUAAUAGAGACCUCUUAACUUGGACAACCAUUAUUACUGGCUAUGCACAAACUGGUCAGGCAGAAAAUGCUGUUAGUUUAUUGAAUCAGAUGAGAAGAGAAGGUGUAAGGCCAAAUGGAUUCACUCUUGCUAGCUGUUUAAAUUCUUGCGCACGUAUAGCCACCCUGGAACAUGGAUUGCAGCUCCACUCUUUGGCAUUUAAGGAUGGGCACACAGAUGAUUGUUUUGUUAAUAGUGCACUAGUUGAUAUGUACGCAAAAUGUGGAUGCAUAGAAGAUUCUGAGACUGUCUUCGAAGGCUUGGUUUCACGGGAUACUGUCUCAUGGAACACCAUGAUAUGUGGAUACUCCCAACAUGGCCAAGGAGGGAGAGGUCUUGAAGCUUUUAGGAAAAUGUUAGAUGAAGGUACCAUGCCAGAUGAGACCACCUUUAUAGGUGUGUUUUCUGCCUGCAGCCACUUGGGUUUGGUUAAAGAAGGGCAAGAGCACUUCAAUUCCAUGAUCAAAGAUUUUGACAUUAAUCCUACAAUUGAGCACUAUGCUUGUAUGAUUGGUAUCCUUGGUCGGGCUGGAAAAUUCACAGAGGUUGAAAGCCUUAUUGAGAACAUGAAAAUAGCUCCACAAGCCAUAAUUUGGGAGACUGUUCUUGGGGCUUGUAAGUUUCAUGGAAACGUGGAGUAUGGAAAAAGAGCUGCAGAAAAGCUUUUCGAGCUCAUACCGGAAAUGGAUUCAACUUAUAUUUUGCUAUCUAACAUUUUUGCAGCCAAAGGUCUGUGGGAUGAUGUCAGAAAUGUCAGAAAGUUAAUGGGCAGUCAGCAGGUAAAGAAGAAACCUGGUAGUAGCUGGGUUGAGGUUGAUGGACAAGUUCACGUGUUUACCUCUCAAGAUAGUUCCCAUCCUAAAAUCAAAGAAAUCCAUUUUGAACUAGAGGAACUGGACAAAAAGAUGGAGUUGGUAGGUUACAUACCACAAACAGAAUAUGUGCUUCAUAAAAUGACAGAGAAAGAGAAAAGGAAACAUCUUCAACAUCAUAGUGAAAGAUUGGCUCUUGCAUUUGCACUGAUAUACAGUCCGCCUAUAAAAGCAAUAAGAAUUUUUAAAAAUCUACGCAUCUGUGGUGACUGCCACAAUGUUAUGAAGCUUGUCUCUGGUAUUACAAAUAGAGAAAUAGUUGUUCGUGACAAUAAGCUAUUUCAUCAUUUUAAGUUUGGAUCAUGCUCUUGCAAGGACUUUUGGUAAUCUCAUCGCAACAUAUAUACUUGGACACAAAUCUUCAAGCUAAAGAAACCUGGCACCAUUCAUUUAGAUGUACAUGCUAUUUAUCUUCCUCAAGUAAUGCUAUGUUUCAUGAACAAGCUCAGCUGUUACCCUGGCAGGCACAGGAUAAAAAGGAGAAGAGAAGAAUUCAGCUAAGCAGGUUUUGAUAUGCCUGUCAAACUCUUUUUUUUUUACUCACUUUGCUCUACAACGUGUACGUGCAUUGUAUAUUUGAAGCCUCUUCAUUCGUAAUUUUUUCUCAAAAAGCCUUUAGUUUAUAUGUAAAUGUGGAUUUUCCAUGCUUUGUGUGUGUACGUGUAUUGGAAAAUAGAGAAUGGAGUUUUAAUUGGUCCGUGCUUAUGCUUGAGGAGCAUAGUUGGUCUUGUUGAGUCUGAAACAUUCUAUAAUGUUUUAUUUUCUAUUGUUUCUUUAU
Cannabis sativa is the source of this 3883-nucleotide messenger RNA. RefSeq names its product pentatricopeptide repeat-containing protein At3g49170, chloroplastic-like. The record is from RefSeq and is a predicted model, not a curated record. Gene Ontology annotation, molecular function: RNA binding; protein binding; zinc ion binding. The transcript is spliced from 3 exons. NCBI's taxonomy places the organism in Eukaryota, Viridiplantae, Streptophyta, Magnoliopsida, Rosales, Cannabaceae. Gene Ontology annotation, biological process: RNA modification. Bases 502 to 3432 code for a protein of 976 amino acids.